UUUUACUGAACAUACAGUUCUAUUAGUGAAUGGUUGACGUUACAUGAAAUUGAUAGAUUUACAAAAAUACAAUUUCGCUAUUUAAUUAUAAGUUCAUACGAAAUGAGAGAGAAUGUGCAACAGAUUAAGAAUGUCUGAUACAAUUUAAAAAGUGAAGAAUACGCAAUUUUAAUUUAAUAUCAAUGAAUGAAAGUGUAAAAAUUUAUGAGCCUUGUAUCUUUGGUCAUAUCUGGAGACAUUUCGACGAACUGCUACUUAACGUCACGAGGGGUGAAAUGAAACAUCCUCAAACUGGGAGUGCCGCGACACACCCAGUACGUUGCGUACUAUUUAGUAUUGAACAUCAGGGGUGCAAAUUCAGUCGACUUUUUUCCAUGAAAGUGGCCUGAACGAAACCUGAAAAGUUGCUGUAUCAAAGAUUUAAGACCAAAUCGCAUUAACUACAUAAGCCAAGAAUAUUUGAUACCGGGCAUAAUAUUUAUAACAGCGUAAUCUGAAUUAAUUGCGUGACCAGCAUUUAACUGAAAAAACAGCAUACACAGUGAUAAACGAUUGCACUCAAGAAACAAACACCCUCCUUCGUUACAUGGGUCACUGGAUAAAACAAAACAAUGGGAAACAAAGUCGCUACAUUUACCGAGGAACAACUGGAGGACUACCAAGACUGUACAUUCUUUACUCGCAAGGAAAUUUUGAGGAUUCACAAGCGUUUCCGAGAGAUGGGUGAUCCUGGAGUGGUCCCACGCACAAUGACUCCACAGGAGGCUGCCAAUCUAUGCUUACCGCUGUCCAAUCUCGAGAAGAUACCAGAACUGAAGGAGAAUCCCUUCAGGGAGCGAAUCUCCGAGGUGUUCACGAAGUACCGGGACCCGGGUUUCUCGACCGAGGAGGGCAUUUGCUUCGAGGAGUUCCUGGAGAUGAUGUCUGUCUUCUCGGAGCAAGCACCGCGUGACUUGAAGGUCUUCUACGCUUUCAAGAUUUACGAUUUCGAUGAGGACGGAGUACUGGGAAUGGCCGAUCUGGAGCGCACCUGUCGUCAACUCGUGCGAGGUGGUUUGACCGCUGAAGAAGUUUCCACAAUUUGCCAGAAAGUUCUGGAGGAGAGCGACAUCGAUGGAGACGGUGCUCUGUCGUACCUGGAGUUUGAACACGUCAUCACCAGAGCGCCGGAUUUUUUGGCCACGUUCCACAUACGCAUUUAAGUAACGCACACAUUUAAGACAAUGCUUGUGUCGUUAACAAGGGAGGUUCUUUGAAACAAUUAUAAGUCCAGGUAGGAACUUAAACGUUCAUCGGCACAACUGAUCUUCAUCUUCAUUUCAACCUUUUGUGGAACCUCUAGUUUUUGUUUAACAAAUUUUGUCAUUAAUCAUCAACAUUGUCAUAUCACGUGACAACAUUCGAGUAAAAACUGCUCGUGUACCUGAGUAGAUUAAUUCAAUCACGAUGCAUGGGUUAUUUCACGGUUCGGUAUUUUUCUAACUUCGGAUUCCAUUAUAAAAUACUGAAUAAUUUUACAUCCACGCAUUACGAAAUUAUGAGUGAACAUACCCAAAAAUACAUACAUACGUACGGAUCGAACAAAGAACCUCCUAUAUUUUUUUUUGUUUAAUAACUGCAUUUUUCCCUGAUUUGCAUAAUUCACUUUGAUACACUUAUUUAUAAUCUUAUUCGUAUGAGUGUGCUUAUAAAGUCCAUCGUAUAAUCAGUGCCAAAAUAACGUACAUGUUUUUUAGCAUUGCUUCAUAUUUAAUCUGAGAAAUCUUCUUCGUUAAGGAGCUAUACUACUGUGAACGUUGACAAAAUUACAUGUUUUUGACAAUUUUUUUCUCAAAAGGUACUGCAUAUGACACAAACGUUUUCUUCCAUGAAAGGUCUAAUAUAGGAGAAUACAGGAAUAUUUUUCUUUCUGGUAAAAAAUACAUAUUUAUUUAUUAUUACAAAGGUAGAGUAGUAAAAAAAAAUUGCACCUGGCGUAGUUGAUUUUUCAAAAACGGCUAAACCGAUCGGGUUCAAAUUUUAGCAUUAUAUUCAGCAUACACAUGGCUAUCGCCGGUACCUCAAUCAUGGUAAAAUUUUAAUUUUACCUCAUACUUUUGCCUCAAAAAUGUGUAAUUUUUUCGACGUCCGUAGUGGUAUAGCCCCUGAAAAGAAGUCUUUGUGCAUAAAUUCUAACCGCUAUGUUUGCCACGCAAACAUGUUCUUUUUUUUUUAAUUUCGUACUAAUAUAUUCUUGAAAUAAACCAACAACUGGGCCAAGAGGAUCUCGAUUGGGGUAUCGUCGUUGGGUCAGGAUGAAAUCCAAUCUUGGAUGAUUCUCGACCGAUCGGCAUGAAGCUGGGAAACCAAGAGGAGAAUCGCGUUCCUUGUGCGAACGCCUCCUUAGGCCGACGAGUCGUCGAGUCGGUUUCGGUAGUUUUCCUCUUUCUUUUUCGUUACGUGCACCCGUACGCUGUACAAGCUUGCGUAUCGAGUGUCGGCGAAAACCAGCGAGGCCUUUCCUCUCGCGCACCUUUACUUUGGCGUGCCCCUGCUUUUAAUACGAGUUCCCUCCGCUCGAGCGCGCUGAAAGAAUAUCUUACGAAAAGGUACCGAUGAGUAAACGCAAAUCAGAGAAUUAAACCUGUCGUUCGUAAUAAUAAUUACUGCUUCAACUUGAUUUUAGCCAUUGUCUCGCUGUGGGUUUCUUCCGAUUUCUGUUAAGGUGGUGUGAAAGUUACGUGAAGAUGUCUCGUUUAUGAAACUUUUCUCCGAACUGAAUGUACC
This is a messenger RNA of Orussus abietinus, 2766 nucleotides long. RefSeq names its product calcium and integrin-binding family member 3 (gene Cib2). The transcript has 4 exons. The coding region runs from base 612 to 1202 and encodes 196 amino acids. Gene Ontology annotation, molecular function: calcium ion binding. The record is from RefSeq and is a predicted model, not a curated record. NCBI's taxonomy places the organism in Eukaryota, Metazoa, Arthropoda, Insecta, Hymenoptera, Orussidae.